Neohortaea acidophila is the source of this 2346-nucleotide messenger RNA. Its product is annotated as DNA polymerase alpha/epsilon subunit B-domain-containing protein. Gene Ontology annotation, molecular function: DNA binding. The record is from RefSeq and is a predicted model, not a curated record. Gene Ontology annotation, cellular component: epsilon DNA polymerase complex. Bases 1 to 2346 code for a protein of 781 amino acids. The transcript is spliced from 2 exons. Lineage: Eukaryota; Fungi; Ascomycota; Dothideomycetes; Mycosphaerellales; Teratosphaeriaceae. Gene Ontology annotation, biological process: error-prone translesion synthesis; DNA-templated DNA replication.
AUGGAGACGUCGCAAAGACCACCGCCUCAUCUGGCAUUCUCCUCUUCACCCGCAUUCGCCACCCCUUUGCAUCCCAUCCCGAACGCGCAAGCAGCGCGACCACCACCUCCACCGGCCUUCAAACCAUCCAUUCCCACCGUCCUCCCCAUCUUAUUACCUCCACCGACUCUACGGCCCCUCGCCUUCCGCACUUUCACCAAGAAGCACAAUCUCACCCUCACCUCCUCCGCCUUGCAAGCACUCGCCACCUUCAUCGGUCGACACUGCGGUUCAGCAUGGCGAGAAGAAGGCUCGGGAGAGAAGGUUCUGGAGGAAGUGGCGAAGCUAUGGAAAGCCGAAGCCGGUGCUGUCAUAGUUGAAGACGGCGAGAAGCUCAAAAUGAUCCUCAAAACACUGGAAGGGGGUAUGAGCGGAGGGCGGAUAGGUCUGGCCAAGACGACCAGCAAUCUCAGUCGCCAGAGCAGCUUCGCCUUUAGUCACGACAACGUCGUUGAUUUGGCUGCUGAAUCACACAGACCCAGUUUGGACGGCCAUCGGAAUAGCAGUUUCGGCAUGAGCAAAUUGCAGGUGGAGGAGGAAGAGGAGGGCGAGGAAAGCGGGAAUGAUGCGCGGGCCUGGCUCAAUGUCAUCUCCGCCUUCCAGCAGCCUCGUCUCUCAUACGAUGUGGAUAAGAAGCAUUUCACCACGCUCACGAGCAAACCUUCCCUCUUUCCCUCCGCCUCGCACAAGACCACCCUCUUUCGGGAAAGAUACCAUGUCAUCCAGCAACGUCUCCUCCGCAACGAAGCAUUUCAGACGCCGUCUUUCGGCUCAGGCACCACCACCUCGCUCGCCCGCAACGGCCCUUUGAACGAGCAAAGAUCUUACAAACUCACGCCCAUCGCGAAUCUACUUGGCCGAGGUGGAAGCUCCCAUCUACUUCUGGGAAUGCUGGCGGUUGCCCCAGCUGGCACUCUUGCCUUAAACGACCUAUCGGGAAGCAUUUCCCUGGACUUACAGCAUGCAAAACCCAUACAAGGCGAAGACACCGCCUUCUUCUGCCCGGGAAUGAUAGUUCUAGUCGACGGAGUGUACGAAGAAGAUUGGGCAGGUGCCGGUGCCAGCGGACUCGGCAACACUGGUGGUGUGGGUGGCACGAUUGGUGGUAGAUUCGUAGCCUUCAACAUCAGCGGGCCCCCGGUAGAAAAGCGCAACAUCUCACUUGGAAUUGACCUGAAGAGUAGCGAGGUCGGCGGCGGUUUCGGCUGGGUGGAUUUCCUAGGCUUUGGCUCAGAAAGAGCAGUGGGGAGUCGAAUGCGACGACUCGAGCAGCGACUUCUUGGCCCACAAGCUGGAGAGGCGGGUAGGCAGGAGAGAGGGAAGAUGGUCGUCCUCGCCGAAGUCACGCUCGACCGACCCGAGACCUUCGCCGCCCUCCGCAAAGUCCUAGAUCACUACAUCCGGUUUCCUGACGAACCGCCGAUGACAUUCCUGCUGAUGGGAAACUUCACCUCCACGGCUGCCAUGGCAGGCGCGAGCACUGGCUCCAUCGAGUAUAAGGAGAUGUUCAACGAGCUCGCCGCGGUGCUGGCAGAGUAUCCCACCUUGCUUCGCAGCAGUACAUGGGUUUUCGUGCCCGGGGAUAACGAUCCCUGGUCUUCAGCCUUCAGCGCGGGAGCCGGCGCGCCCGUACCUAGAAACUCAGUGCCAGAUGUUUUCACCAGUCGAAUCAAGCGCGCAUUCGCGACUGCCAAAACUGAGGCCGGCGCUGGCGUGAAGAAGGAGGGAAUUGAUGGGGAGGCCGUAUGGACGAGCAAUCCCACGCGCUUGAGCUUCUUCGGUCCGGUGCACGAAGUGGCCGUGUUCCGGGACGAUCUUUCUGGACGCUUAAGACGGAAUGCGGUCAGAAUGGGACAGGCAGUGAAACCGGAUGACCCAGCUGAGCGAACGAACGGUAACAGCGCCGUGUCACAGCCCUCCGGCGACGACGACAUUACCAUGUCCGGCGCUUUGCCUCUCCCGGCCGAGUCGCAAAUGGACACAGAAGGUGAAGACGACUUCGGCACACAAGAAGGCAAGCGAAUCAUCCUCUCCCUCCUCCCGCAAGGCACCCUCUCCCCCUUCCCGCUCACCACGCGUCCCACGCACUGGGACUACAGCAGCGCGCUCUCGCUGUACCCGCUACCGCACGCGCUCGUCCUGGCGGAUGCGGACGCGCCGCCUUUCGCGGUCACAUUCGAGGGAUGCCAUGUGAUCAACCCUGGACGGCUGGUGGGUGCAGGGGCGGGCAGGAGGAAGAAGGUGCAAUGGAUGGAGUAUGAUGUUUUUGGGAGGAGGGGAGUGGGGAGGAGCGAGUGGGUGGGAUAG